This is a messenger RNA of Agrilus planipennis (emerald ash borer), 4661 nucleotides long. It is a transcript of the gene sas, whose product is annotated as putative epidermal cell surface receptor. The coding region runs from base 573 to 4439 and encodes 1288 amino acids. The transcript has 9 exons. Lineage: Eukaryota; Metazoa; Arthropoda; Insecta; Coleoptera; Buprestidae. The record is from RefSeq and is a predicted model, not a curated record. Gene Ontology annotation, molecular function: protein binding.
AUCGCUCGCGGUUGUUGGCUAUUCGAAAAGUGGAAAACAUUCACGCUGCAGGAUUGCGUUCACAAACCUCCGAAGAAUAAACAGUGGAACAGCACCAACCAUCAGAGUACCACUACAACAGUCGUCGGUCUUAUACGUUACGUACCUUCACCGACUAUUCGCGUGGAGCUUACGGCCAGAGCAGAGUGUGGUGUCGUUGUUGUUCCGUCCUCUGGCACUUCUUCGUACUUUUUAGGCCAGUGUUGUGAUAUAUAUAUACAGCGAAAGAAGCACAAGCUGAUUACAUAGAAAGAAUGCGCACUAUUGGACCCGCGACCGUCUUUUCCUCGGUCUCAGGCCACGAGCUUUCGGCAACCUGACGACGACGUGGUGACCGCCUGGUCAGGUGUAUCAUCAACUUCAUCAUUACCAUCUACUUCCAUGGCCUGCUGUAUGCUCAGCUAGCCAUUAGAAGUGCCGUUUUACGUUUUCUUAUUAGCGAUUUGUAUACUUGUUCUAUGUACUUAUAAAGUAUCUUCGGUUUUUGUUUGUGUGUUUCUCUAACUGUUUGUUGUUGUUAAAAUCUCUACAUUAUGAAGUGGACCAAGAUGAAUUUACGUUUCGUUUAUGUGUUUGUUGUACUCUUCUUAUGUUGUGUCUUUUGUACUGGUAGUUUUAUUGAGAUUCCUGAAUGUACGGGAAAAGAAGGAUGCCUCAUUCCAACCAAAAAUCUAACAGAUCCCGAUUUCGAAGGGAUGAUAAUUUAUGGAACGGAAAAGCCUGUACCACCCCCAGAAGCAUUAAGUAUGCUUUCCGAAGAUGAAAACCACGAAGUUGAAUACGCACCCACCGAUCCUACGAUGAUGUCGACUUCGACGUCCGGUAACGUCUCCGACGAACCGAAAGGUAGGGCUUUGAAUUUCUCCGUCGAACCAGGGCAAGAUAACAAAAUUUCCAAGUCGACGACCAGCGGAAAGGUGAAAGAUCUUAGCGACGUCAGUAUGGAUGAUGAAGAGGAAGAAGGUGACCAGGAGAAAGUAACUGUCAGUUCACUUGAAAGGAAUAUGACCAGGCUCGGUAUCUGUAUGCUGGGUGGAUUAACGUAUGAAAAUGGCGAAAAAUUAGAACACGCCUGUGACUCAGUUUGUACCUGUGCUAAUGGGAAAAUGGAUUGCGUUGAUAGAUGUGUGCAUCCUUAUGUGAAAAAGGGGUCGAAACCAACGGAUCCGCUGUGUACGGAAAAAUCCAGCGACGAUCCUUGCUGCAGCACAUGGUUUUGUGCUUCUGAUAUAGAAACGGAACCUUUCGAGAUGUGUACUUACAAAAACAAAACCUACCAGAGAUCUGAAAAGUUCGAAGAUGGUUGCCAAUCAGUGUGCCAUUGUGAAGCUGCUGGAAAAGUCACUUGUAGACCUAGAUGUCCGGAAAUGGAACACAAAACCACUGAUCGUUGCGUAGAAGUUCCUGACCAAUCAGAUCCUUGCUGUAAAAAGCUCCUCUGCGAUGUCACUCUAGAUGAUAACGAAUCAGAGAAAGAUGACAAAUUUCACCCCAAAAUACUAACGGCAUCCCUCGUAAACAAGACGGCCAUCAGAAUUAAAUUCAAUUCUAUCGUAGAUGAAAACAAUCUUCCGGAAGUACAACUUAGUACUGACAAGAUGUCUUGGAAAACAUAUAAAUUAAAACCUGAAGGACUCCUAUCAGGAUUCCAAGAAGAUCCCAAAUAUGUUAAGAUACACGGCUCCAGUGAAAUUGUUGAAAUAACGAAAACAGAGAACAGCGAAGAUGCCGAAGCAAGUGGAGGUCACCAAUCGUGCGAAUAUAAAGGAAAAAUGUACAAAUUAAACGAAGAAUUCAACGACAACUGCACAUCUUUUUGCGUGUGCAAAAAUUCUGGUGUACAUUGCUUGAAAAUUGAAUGUCCGACAUACUUUGGAGUAGACGUUUUGGAUCCUACUUGCGUAGAAUGGCAAACUGUUCCUGAGGACUUCGUACCAUCACCGCCAAACUGUUGUCCAAAAGAAGUUAGAUGCAAAAACAACGGAUCAUGUUCAUACGCUGGUGAAAUUUACACUAAUUGGCAAGAAAUUCCGUCUAACGUAACAGGUUGUGAAAAGAAGUGUUACUGCGAGAUGGGAAAAAUCGAAUGCCAGAAUAUAUGUCCACCAGUAACAGCUUUUCCUCCAGCUAACAUUGGUUGCCCUCAACAUGAAGCAACCUUAAGCCAUUUAGCAGGUGACGAUUGCUGUAUGUAUUGGAUUUGUAAUUCUACAACGACCAACAGCGUUUUUACAGGACCUGAAGGCGAUAAAGAGAACGCAACCAAAGGAGUUGCAACGGAUUCUACUUUUGGAGGACCAGUUAAUAUCUGGCCUGCAAAACAACCCUCGAAAACAUCCGGACCCCUCCUUAUCUAUGCCAAUAAAAACACAGACAAAGACCCCGUAUUCGGUAUUCACGUGCCUAAUAUUAAAAAAGAAGAAAACUAUUAUUUUGAGAAAAACUCCUCACACAAAAACCCCAACAAUAUCACAAAACCGUUUACCAAAAACACAUCAACGUUUCUUGGGCCGUUUAGUCCAAAUUAUAAAACCGACGUCAGUAAUACGAAACAAACCAAAGUUUCUGGCGGUAAAUAUAAUAAACCUGGUAAAGAUUCAGGCGCAGAUGUAAACGAAUCUAAGACAAAACGCCCGCCUUUUGAUAACACCAAGUAUUCGAAAGUUCCAAAACACCCUUCCACGAAUCAAACAGAAUUUUAUGCGACCGAACAAUAUCCUCAAAUACCUCACGCAUCCGGUCAAUCAGAUGAAAUUUUGCAAAUAAUAAAUCAGCACCCCGAAUUAGCUAACUAUCCGCCGGGGUCCGUGUUCGAAAUUCACAGCGUACCAGUCGAUCCGUCGCAGAAACCCAAUCGUCCACAAUACGCUAAUCCAAACAUACUCGUACCAUCCACUAACGACCAUCCUCUUGUACCGUUCGUAAUCAAUCAAAAUCCACAAGUCGUACCAAGCCAUGGUAUCGAUCUUGAUCAACUCUUGCAGCACAUUCACAGAGCACCUACGCAACCAAACUACAUCCAAUAUCCCACUCAUUCAUCCAAUGGCAUUAUCAUUCCAAACGGACAAAAUUUACCCAUUCCAUCUCAACUUAACAAAACGAUAUCAGGUGGCCAGAUAUUUUCAGGAUUCCCAAACAUACCACCUAACGGUAUGCAUCGCAACCAAGACGAAAUUGUGGUCCAUUCGGUCGAAGCUGUAGACGCCCAUACCAUUCGAUUAGAAUUUUCAGUACCACCCAUCAUUGUAGGUUUACAUGGCCAAGUUGAAGUGCGCUAUACAUCAAAAUUAAGUGACCAACUAGAUGACUGGAAUCUUCAAGUAUUUACUCCCCCUGACGAGUACAUUUCAACGCCACAAAUGGAAUUCGAUCUUCUUGGGCUUGAAGCUGACACAGAGUACAAGAUCAAAAUCACGGUAAUCCUUCGGGGUCUUCAUAACACUCCUACCAGUGAGGUAUAUAAUGUCCGCACACCAAAAGAAACAGGAGCAUCUCUCCCACCAAUGAUUCCCAUAGACCCUAAACUUGAAAUAACAGACGUAAAUUCCACAUGGGUUACCGUAAUCUGGCGCAAAUUUGCUGACCAAGAGUUGCAACUCAUCGAUGGUAUUCAACUCAGAUACAAAGAGAUCGAUGGCAAAAUAUACCAAGCAACCCCUCUCAUACAUAGGAUGGUCACUACCUACACUUUAGAUCAUCUAAAACCCAAUACCAAAUAUGAAGUGGGGAUAUUUUUCAUCCCAUUUGAAGGUCAGACGUCUGAACUCCACUACGAGCAUAUGUUACAUUUUACAACAGCAAAUGAAGUUGAUACGUAUGGUUUUAAUGUGACUCUGGAAAUUACGAAUAUUAAAGCUACCAGUGUUGAAAUAACGUGGUAUGGAGUGCCGUAUCCCCAAGAUAAGUACGUUAACAUUUACAGAGCAAUUUAUCAAACUCCUUCGGGAAAAGGGGACUUUAGCACGUUUAAAAUUGCCAAACGGGACUCAACACCCAAAACCAUUAUCAAAGACCUUAACCCAAGAACCAAAUACAGGCUGUGGUUGGAAGUUUAUUUGACUAAUGGAAAAAUCAAGACGAGUAACGUGAAGGAUUUCACAACCAAAUCCAGUCCAUAUCCGCCUAAACCGUCUCAAAUCGUAGCGGGAGAAUUAUUCGAUGCGGAAAUGUCGAAACAAAACAAAAGCGACUAUUAUGGUGCUUUAGUGGUGGUUGCAAUCAUAGCAGCCCUGGCUAUCGUUAGUACGGUGGUGCUAUUGAUGGUGUUGUUCAAGAGACACAGUCAGAAGAAGGCUGCGAUUACAGCCCCCUCGCAGAGGGUGAGUCAAUCGGCGUAUGACAAUCCCACGUACAAGGUAGAAAUACAACAAGAAACGAUGGGUAUGUCAACAAUCAAAUAAAAGUAAAACGAAAGAAAAUGUGUGCGGAAACACUAACACUGAAGUUGUUUCAGACUUAUGAGACCUGUAGUAUAUUUAAGGACAUGAAAACUGUAUAUAGUACGAAUAUGAUUAAAUAAUUAAUUAAUGUUAAGUUUAUUCAUAACAUGCCUACAGAUAGUUUGUAACAGUAUUGUAACAUAGUUAUAUUAUAAGUGGAAAUUGCUGUAACUUGUAAUAAAU